AUGCGGCUGGGCUCCGGGACCUUUGCCGCCUGCUGCGUAGCGAUCGAGGUGCUCGGGGUCGCGAUCUUCCUUCGGGGAUUCUUCCCGGUUCCUGUUCGUUCUUCUUCAAGGACAGAGCACCGAGCAGAACCCCCAGCGCCAGAACCCUCGACUGGAGCCAGUUCCAACUGGACUAAGCUCCCACCACCUCUCUUCAGUAAAGUUGUCGUUGUGCUGAUAGAUGCCUUGAGGGAUGAUUUUGUGUUUGGGUCAAAAGGUGUGAAAUUUAUGCCCUACACGACUUAUCUUGUGGAAAAAGGAGCAUCUCACAGUUUCGUGGCUGAAGCAAAGCCACCUACAGUUACUAUGCCUCGAAUUAAGGCGUUGAUGACAGGGAGCCUUCCUGGCUUUGGCGAUGUCGUCAGGAACCUCAAUUCUCCGGCGCUGCUGGAAGACAAUGUGAUAAGGCAGGCAAAGGCUGCCGGGAAGAGAAUAAUCUUCUAUGGAGAUGAAACAUGGGUUAAAUUAUUCCCAAAGCAUUUUGUGGAAUAUGAUGGAACGACCUCGUUUUUUGUGUCAGAUUAUACAGAGGUCGAUGACAACGUCACAAGGCAUCUGGAGAAGGUCCUGACGAGAGAAGACUGGGACGUGUUGAUCCUGCACUACCUGGGGCUGGACCACAUUGGCCACCUCUCGGGGCCGGACAGCCCCCUGAUUGGGCACAAGCUCCGUGAGAUGGACAGUGUCCUCAUGAAGAUCCACAUGGCGCUGCUCUCGAAGGAGCGGGAGGCUCUUCUCCCCGGUUUGCUGGUUCUCUGUGGGGAUCACGGCAUGUCUGAGAGCGGCAGUCACGGGGCCUCUUCCAUGGAGGAAGUGAACACGGCUCUGGUGCUGAUCAGCUCCGCAUUCGAGAGGAAACCUGGUGAUAUCAGACAUCCAAAGCACGUCCAACAGACCGAUCUGGCUGCGACACUGGCAAUAGGGCUGGGCUUGCCGAUUCCAAAAAACAGCGUGGGGCGUCUUUUAUUCCCGGUUGUGGAAGGAAAGCCAAUGCGAGAACAAUUAAGAUUUUUACAUUUAAAUACAGUGCAGCUUAGCAAAUUGUUGCAAGAGAAUGUGCCACUGUAUGAAAAAGAUCCUGGAUUUGAACAGUUUAAAAUGUCUGAAAAGUUGCAUGGGAAUUGGAUCAAACUCUACUUGGAGGAGAAUAGCUCAGAAGUCCUUUUGAACCUUGGCACGAAGGUCCUCAGGCAGUACCUGAACGCCCUGCAGACCCUGAGCCUGUCUCUGAGCAGACAGGUGGCGCAGUACGACAUCUACUCUAUGGCAGUGGGGACCACAUUGGUCCUGGAGGUCCUUGCCCUGCUCUUGCUCAGUGUCCCAAAGGCACUGGGCCCAGCGGCCGAGCUGGACAUGCCACUGUCAUCGCCACUGUUCUCCCUGCUCUUCUACCUGACGCUCCUGGUCCUCUCAGCCGUCCACGUCGUCGUGUGCACCUCGACUGAGAGCGCCUGCUACUUCUGCAGUGUGUCCUGGCUGGCUGCGGGGGGUGCGAUGCUGCUGAUGUCUGCGCUGCUGUGUGCACUUGUGUCCGCACUCCCGAAGACGGUGGUCGGUGUGAAGCAUGUGGGGAAGAGCCCUGCUCCUUCCAGCUCACGGUGGUCGGAGCUGGACCUCCUCAUCCUUCUGGGGACCACAGGCCACGUCCUGAGCCUGGGUGCGAGCAGCUUCAUUGAGGAGGAACACCAGACCUGGUACUUCCUCGUCAGCACCCUGUGUCUGGCCUUGUGUCAAGAAGUCUACAGAAACCACUUCCUCAGCAGUGACGGGGACCCGCGGGGUGGCCUGCACACGGAGCCAGGGCCUGAGGGGGCCACGCCAGUUGGAGCGAAGGGCUGUGCCCUGCUAGAGGACGACAGGACACGUGCGGCAGCCUCUGCCUUCAAGCGGCUGGGUGGCACGGACCAGCGGAUGGUGCUAGCCAGCCCCUGGGCCGUGCUGUGCUGCUGCCGGCUGCUUCGGGCCCUGAACCAGACGGGCGUGCAGGGGGCUCACCGGCCUGACCUCGGGCACUGGCUCACCAGCUCUGACCACAAGGCUGCACUCUCAGUCCUGGCUGCCCUGUCACUCCUUGCUGUCUUCCUGCUGGUCCAGAGGAGGUGCUCACCCAUGUCCAAGGUGGCCCUGGCGCUUGGGCUGCUGGGUGUCUACUGCUACCGGGCAGCCAUCGGGAAUGUGAUGUCACCAUGGCAACGAGGCAACAGUGACAUCUCAAAGGGCAUCGUCGAGGCGCGUUUUGUUUAUGUCUUUGUCCUUGGCAUCCUCUUCACGGGCACCAAAGACUUGCUCAGGUCUCAAGUUUCUGCUGCGGGCGUCCCAGCCAGGACUGUGGGCUUGUGGGAGAUACACAGUGGGCUGGUCCUGCUGGCGGCGUUGCUGCUCAGGCCGCACAACCUCCCAGUGCUGGUGUCCAGCCUCCUGGUCCAGACCCUGAUGGCCAAGUGUGUGUGGAAGCCCCUGAACCACGGCGUGGCAGAGGUCACAGUGAUGCACUACUGGUUCGGCCAGGCCUUCUUCUACUUCCAGGGGAACUCCAACAACAUCGCUACUGUGGACGUCUCGGCAGGCUUCGUGGGCCUGGAGCACUACGUGGAGGUUCCUGCCGCGUUCCUGACCACGUUUGCCACCUACGUGGGCCCCAUCCUGUGGGCCAGCCACCUGGUGAACUACCUGAGCUCAGAGUCAAGCAGCCAUUCAGCACUGCGUCGUGCUUGCUUCUGCUACGCGCUGAUAUGUUCCAUUCCAGUGUCCGUGUAUAUCAUUCUGGUGACGUCCCUGCGUUAUCAUUUAUUUAUAUGGAGUGUGUUUUCUCCAAAGCUUCUCUAUGAGGGAAUGCAUCUGUUCAUUACAGCUGCUCUUUGCAUAUUCUUCACAGCCAUGGAUCAAACCAAACUCACAAAACCUUAGACAACACUGUACAGACACUGGGAAAAUACUGUGUUUCAAAAGUCUGCGUUAACUUCACGAAUUUGAGUGAUGAAAAGUCUGUUUAAAUGCAAGAGCAAUUCUCAAAAAGAGAGAGAAUUCUAUAAAGUUGAUGAGUAGCUUCAAUUUCUUUGACUGCUGUAUCUGAAUUUAGACUAAAUAACAAGGGAUUUAAUAUGUUUUCUCUUUCUGAAAAAGGUCACUUUAAAUUAAUUGAGUCUGUAUCAUUACUAUUAAUAUUUCCCUUUGUGGCAGGCACUUCAGAAACUUCUGAAAUUUUAACUUCCUCUGGAUAAGUUUGGUAUGACCCAAAUACGUGCAUUUAUACCAACAAAUCAAGACUUUCCCGCCCCUAUCUCGUGCGUUAGGGUUUCCGAGAGCCCAGGAGCUCUGUGAGGGGAGCCCUCUCCAACCAGGAUUGGCAUCAUGGCACCCCUUCACAAUCUGAAAAUCAUUGCAGCCCCCAAGAGUUUUUGUUUAUUUGGGUUAUAUCAGUCAAUGUUUGUGGUAUUUGGAAUUAAAACUAAAAAAAUUCAAAAAUAUUUAUUUGUUAAAAAUAAUAAGCCCAUGGCAUGUUAAUAUAACAUAUUUUUAAGAAAAAUAACCGUAUUUUCCAAAACAAAGACACUUUCUGAGCAGAGUGGCAUUGUUGACGUUUUUGCAGAUCUCCUCAAUGUCUGGCUUAGUUGAAGACAGCGGAGCCUGCGGUGAGUCUGCUGUGAGGUGUUUUUGGUUGAAGUAUGAGAAAACCCAGCCUCAUACAGAGACGUACGUGGUUGGAAAAGGGAAGAGAUUUUUAACAUUCUUUUUCUGAUCGUUGUGGAUGUUCUUUCUCGGUGCGACACUAAAACCUGACAAGGCUUGGUUUCUUGAAGGUGGUUGUUGUUGUUAGGUGCCGUCCAGUCUGUUCCGACUCAUGGUGACCCCGUGGACAUAGCGACCCCGUGCACAGCAGAACGAAACACGGCCCAGUCCUGCGCCAUCCUCACAAUCGUUGUUAUGCUUGAGCCCAUUGUUGCAGCUACUCUGUCAAUCCAUCUCAUUGAGGGUCUUCUCUUUCACUGACCAUGUACUUUAUUUGAAGGUUAGUUGGAAAAGAAGAAUGUACAUAUUAAAACGGGACACCCGAGGUUUGUACCUGAGUGAAUAGAAUUGUACUAACAUCGAUUUCCUGGUUGUGACAAUGUAUCUGGUUGUGUCAGAGGUCAUCAUGGGGAAGGUGGGUGAAGGGUACAUGGAACUUGUUACGGAUCAAAUUUUGUCCCCCAAAAAUCUGUCAGCUUGGCUGGGCCAUGAUUCCCAGUAUUGUGUGAUUGUCCACCAUUUUGUCAUCUGAU
This is a messenger RNA of Trichechus manatus latirostris (Florida manatee), 4301 nucleotides long. RefSeq names its product phosphatidylinositol glycan anchor biosynthesis class G (EMM blood group) (gene PIGG). Gene Ontology annotation, cellular component: endoplasmic reticulum membrane. The transcript has 13 exons. The coding region runs from base 1 to 2946 and encodes 981 amino acids. Gene Ontology annotation, biological process: GPI anchor biosynthetic process. NCBI's taxonomy places the organism in Eukaryota, Metazoa, Chordata, Mammalia, Sirenia, Trichechidae. The record is from RefSeq and is a predicted model, not a curated record.